UGGGAGGUGGGCGGGGCGGAGCAUGGGUGUCCAGCCCCGUCGCUUUGUUUUCCCACGCCAGGCGCUACCACCACAGGGAUACCGACCAGGCCCCGCCCCGCGCUAAGCCGAGGGUAGCGGGAAAGUGCGCUCCCCAAGAAUCUGGGGUGGAGGGGCCGCUGCCACCGCCCUCGGUCCACAGGUGCUGCGAGCCGUAAGCUCCCCCGACCCGCGACAUGGGCUCGGACGCCUGGGUGGGCCCUUGGCGGCCACACCGGCCUCGCGGCCCCAUCGCGGCGCACUACCGAGGCCCCGGGCCCAAAUACAAGCUGCCGCCCAACACCGCGGACGACUUGCGGCCCGGGGCCUGGCCACCUGGUGCCCGCCCGCAUGACAGUGCGCGGCCCGGACAGCGCCCCCGCCUACUCCAUCUACGGCCGCCCGCGCCACUCAGCGCCCUUCCCAACUCCGGGACCCGGUCAGCACCCCCAGGACCCUGGCCACCCCAACGCCGAACUGCCUCCAGGGAGGUCCACCUGGGAAUCCCCCACCUGAACGCCGAGUCCCCCUCGGAUACCCUAACACCGCAUAUUCGGCAGGUACUUCCCGGAGCGAGCGGGGAACGCGACGUACCCCAGCGCGCCUCGGCACACCAUUGCUCCCCGAAACUGGGGUACCUACGCCGAGCAGCAGAGCCCAGGUCCGGGGGCCUAUACUGUGCCCUCGCUCUUGGGUCCGCGAGUUAUCGGCAAAGUCUCCGCCCCAACAUACUCCAUCUACGGCCGCAGAGCAGCGGGCAGUUUCUUCGAGGACCUCAGCAAGACCCCGGGCCCCUGCGCCUACCACGUGGUGAGCCCGGGGGUCUACAAGUCCCGGGCCCCCCAGUUCACGAUGCUGGCGCGAACUUCGCUCCCCCAAGACAGCACGCAGAAGCCGGGGCCCGCAGCUUACAACGUGGACCAGCACCGGAAGCCCCGCGGGUGGAGCUUCGGGAUCCGGCACUCGGACUACCUGGCCCCUCUGGUGACCGACGUGGACAACUGACCCGCCGGGCGGGCGCGGCCCCACACUUGUUUGCUUAAAGUUUGCGAGCCUG
This is a messenger RNA of Saimiri boliviensis boliviensis (Bolivian squirrel monkey), 1075 nucleotides long. NCBI's taxonomy places the organism in Eukaryota, Metazoa, Chordata, Mammalia, Primates, Cebidae. The record is from RefSeq and is a predicted model, not a curated record.